Molecule: messenger RNA, 1784 nt
Organism: Panicum virgatum (switchgrass)
Lineage: Eukaryota; Viridiplantae; Streptophyta; Magnoliopsida; Poales; Poaceae
Exons: 1
Coding region: 928-1521 (197 amino acids)
Source: RefSeq, a predicted model, not a curated record
GUGGGCCACACACCCACGUGAUUCUGAUUCUCCUCCCACGGACCUUCCUUUCCCCUUCCUUUUCUCUUUACUUUCUCCCUCUCGAUCGAAUCUGGCUGGGAAGCUCCCGCGAGCUUUGGCCCCAAGGGCGAGCGGCGCGGCGGCUCGACGCGGCGGGCUGGCAGGAGGGAGGUGCGGCACAGCAGGCCGGCGGCGAUGGGGACGCGCGGCGCGACGGCGGAUUUCUCUGGGCGUCGGCGUCUCUGGCUGGGGAGCUCCGCGAGCGGCGCGGCUGGCUGGCGGCGCGGCACGACUAAGACCUUCCCGAGGAGGCACGACGGCGGCGGCAUGUUUCCGGAGGCGUCGGCAUCUCCGGGGGAGCGGUGGGCCCACGGCGCGGCGGAGAGCUCCCCAUGGGCAGCAGUAUUUUUCUUUUUUCUUUUUAAUUUUUUGAUGGAAAUUUUUUCACAAAACUUUUUCCCCAAUUUUUUUAGUUUUGGGUGCAACAAUUUUUUUUCAAAAUCUUUUCAGUUUUCUUCAAAACUUUCUCUUACAAUUUUUUUCAUCAAAGUUUUCUCUUCCUUCUCUCUAAAAUAUUUUUCUUAGAAUUUUUCUCUGAAAAACUUUAAGUUUCUCUCCCAGAUUUUUUUCUGAAUUUUUUUUCCAAAAAAAUUGUCUCACAAAACGACAAAAAAUGUUACUAAAAAAAAGUCUGGAAAUCGACAUGUGGGGAGAAGAUUCUCUCUUGUCGGAAAUCGACCAGAUGCAACCCAACUUACGGGCGCCCGCAAAUUAGGCAGCCCCCUCUGCAGCGGCAGACUCCUACUGCAAACCAAGAUCAUCGAUCAGUGACUUCCUCCUGAUUAUUUCACCUCUCUCUCUCUCUGAUCUUCUUUAUUUGCGUUUCACCAAUCUUCAUCAGUUCACCGACCGAGACCACCAGCUGCUAUGAAGAGCAUUGGCAAGGCGGCCGAGUUCCUGAGGAAGGCGGUGGGCGCGCUGCGGGGGAAGGCCACCGUGCUCCGCGCCCGCCUCCUCUUCCUCGCCUCGCUCCGCCGCAGGAUGGCCGUGGUCGCCGGGAUAUCCCGCCACAUCCGCGCGCUCACGCCGCGCCAGGGCCAGGCCCGGGACAAGGCAGCGGCGCAGUGCCAAGGCACGGCCGUCGUCGCGACGGCGGAGGACGACGCGGACGACGAGAACGUCGUCGGCCUCCCCGUCCCCGAACUGGCUCGCUUGUUCGAACAAGUAGCCGACGAGGACGGCCACGGCGGGUACGCCGAGUGGGCGCUCACGCUGCGCUCGCUGUUCGACGACGACGAGGACAGCGAGCUCCGUGCUGCCGCGUUGCCCGCCGUGGACGGGCUCCACGACGACGAUGUCGGCCAGGAGGAGGAGCCGUCGGUGAUCGACGUCAUCAGGAGCCGCCUGGAGGGCGACGGCCGGGAGUUCAGGAUCGAGGACGAGAUCGACCGCGCCGCCGACAUGUACAUCGCCAGGGUCCGCCGCCGGAUCAUGAACGCGCACACGGCCGGAGAUUGCUGAAGAAGCCACAGUGGCAUCCAGUAGUAGUAGUUCGUUAAUUUCACAGGCACGCCUGAGAUUUGACCAAGGACACCAGGUUUUCAGUUUGGUCCCUCCUUUUCAGCUGAUCUUUGCACUGGAGUAACUAAUUUAGCCAAUUUGGCUGAAAGCUGACUGUUGUAUAAAAGGGAUUAUUUUGGACAAGUAAGCUGAUGUAAAACUAUGUGGUUCCAACUUUCCAAGCGAGUAUAUUAAGUAAGAAAUAUCCUAUUAUAUAUGGUUAA